Molecule: messenger RNA, 747 nt
Organism: Ambispora gerdemannii
Lineage: Eukaryota; Fungi; Glomeromycota; Glomeromycetes; Archaeosporales; Ambisporaceae
Source: the annotation of a GenBank genome assembly
AUGUUCCAAUUAGCAAAGACAACAGCUUUAACCCGCACUUUACAACAUUCCACAAAGACUUCCCUGUCGGGAGCAGCAUGUGCAGUGGCUCGUAGCAGUGGUGCUUUUACCUCUUCUUUCUCGACUACUGCUUCUACCCACGAGAGAUACACUCUGCCGGACCUCCCAUACGACUAUAACGCCCUUGAACCAAUUAUCUCCGCUGAAAUAAUGGAAGUUCAUCACAAGAAACAUCACCAGGCGUACGUGAACGGUUUAAACGUCGCCGAGGAGAAGUAUCAGCAAGCGUUACAGGAUAAAGAUGUUGCUACACAGAUUGCAUUGCAACCGGCUUUGAAGUUUAAUGGCGGAGGUCAUAUCAAUCAUUCGUUAUUUUGGCAGAAUCUUGCUCCUACUAAGCUAGGUGGCGGUGAACCACCGAAAGGCGCUCUUUUGAGUGAAAUUAAAAAAGAAUUCGGAACACUCGAGGACUUUAUCACGAAAUUUAAUUCGACAACUGCAGCUGUUCAAGGUUCGGGAUGGGGAUGGCUGGGAUACAAUAAAGCAGCCAAGCGUAUCGAAAUUGUCACGCUACCAAAUCAAGAUCCUCUAACAACAUAUAUCCCACUUCUUGGUAUUGAUGUCUGGGAGCAUGCAUACUAUUUGCAAUAUAAAAAUGCACGACCUGAAUACCUGAAAAAAAUUUGGGACGUGAUAAAUUGGAAGGCGGUAGCGGAACGAUUUGCCGAGGCUCAACAAUCCCUAUAA